Cladophialophora psammophila CBS 110553 is the source of this 1632-nucleotide messenger RNA. RefSeq lists its product as uncharacterized. Gene Ontology annotation, cellular component: membrane. Gene Ontology annotation, molecular function: transmembrane transporter activity. NCBI's taxonomy places the organism in Eukaryota, Fungi, Ascomycota, Eurotiomycetes, Chaetothyriales, Herpotrichiellaceae. Bases 1 to 1632 code for a protein of 543 amino acids. The record is from RefSeq and is a predicted model, not a curated record. Gene Ontology annotation, biological process: transmembrane transport. The transcript has 10 exons.
AUGAAAGACCAGAAGAUUGACUAUGUGGCGGAGGACCUGGACGCGAUGACCACUUUGGAGGAUGCCAAAUCGGUCGACAGCGAUGAUGCCCUGUUGAUGUCCAUGGGCAAGAAGCCCGAGUUGCGACGCGUCUACAAUUUCUGGACGUUGUGCGCAUACCAGAUCAUGAUAUCGUGCAGCUGGUCAUGUCUGGUGGUCCUCUACUCCACCAUCUUUGAUGUCGGCGGCCCUUUUGCUCUGAUCUGGGGCACUCUCUUCGUCGCCGUGGGCCAGACCUUGUUGAUGAUGUCUCUGGCUGAAUACUGCACCAUUUGGCCUACGGCAGGCGGUCAGCAAUACUACGUCCAGGCCGUGGCUACGGGCAAGCUUCGGCCCAUCUUGUCAUAUCUGGUGGGCUGGGCUGUCAUCGUCGGCGAAAUCAGCACCGGAUCGAGCUGCGCCGUCAACAGUGCUCAGAUCAUUGCUUCCUUCGUCGAGGUCACACACCCGGAUUUUGCUUGGAAGCCCUGGAUGACAUGGAUUAUCUAUUCGGUCUUUCUGAUCGGUCCGAUUGUCAUGAACUUGAAGCAAUCAUGGCUUCCGGGAAUGAACAUGUUUGGCGCCAUCUGGACAAUCGCGGGCGGUGUUGCGUGGGCCAUCGUCUUUGCCGUCAUGGCGCCGAAACAUGAUGCCAAGUUCAUUUUCACAAAGUUCAUCAACAACUCUGGCUAUACGAGCGCCGGUUGGGUCUUUAUCAUGUCUUUUUAUUCGCCCAUGUAUGGUCUUUACGGCACUGAUGGCAUGAUGCAUCUUGUCGAAGAGAUGCGGAAUGCCUCAAAGGAGGCCCCUCGCGUGAUGGUCUGGUCGAUGAUCUUCUGCAGCGUUACCAGCUGGCUCGCCGCGCUCCUGAUGCUUUGGACGGCCGGCAAUUGGGAGGAGUACAUGCUCGCGUCCCAACCGUACAUGAACUGGUGGAUGGACAUCUGCAACAGCGUGUACGGCGGCGGCAUCUUCUGCGCGCUGAUCAUGAUCGGGCUCAACUUUUUCAUCAUUGUCGGCACCAACAACGCGGGUUCUCGCCUCGCGUGGAGCAUGGCCCGUGACAAGGCGUUUCCGUAUUCCGACUACUUCGCCCAUGUGAGCGAGAGGUUCCACAUCCCGCUGAGGGCCAUGAUUGCCAUUUUGGUCGUCGAUUUGGUUAUUGGUCUCAUUGUGCUCGGGAGUGACCUGGCUUUUGAAUCGAUCAUUUCUGGUGGGGGCGUGACUUUGCAGAUUGGCUAUGUGACGCCCGUUAUCGUGGUCCUCCUACGAGGCCGCAAAAUCCUCCCACCGCGCCCACACUUCGACCUGGGCAAAUGGGGGUACCCGAUCAACAUCAUCUCGGUGUGCUGGUCACUGAUCAUCAUCAUCAUGUACCUUUGCCCGCUGUACGUGCCCGUCACGGUCGCCACCAUCGACUACAUGAACUGGUCGUGCUUGAUCGUCGGCGCCACCAUCCUCUUCCCGGGCAUCUACUGGGUCUGGAGAGCCCGGUUCAGAUACAUCAAGGAAUCAAACUCCGUGCUCGAGGAUAACGUCGUCUUCAUCGACGGCGUGGCCGUCGCGGGUGCGAAGGCCUUGGUCGGGAACGAGACCCAGCGGACUCUCAAGUAA